UAGAAAACAAUUUUUCAAAAGAUUAUUCUUAAUGAAAAAAGUACAGGGUCUGGUUGUGGGGGAAAGUGAACAAAAGAAAGACGAACGGAGUUUAGCGGACGGCAAAAUCAAGCGAAGUAAGAUGAGGGAUCUGCAAAAGGUUGGGAAACUCUGUUGGAGAUGGAAGCUUAGCACCAGGUAACAAGGCAUCAUGGUUUACUUCGAUUCCCACAUCCCUGCUAGGAUUUUGCAUUCGUCCCGAAGCAGCCAAGGCCACGACUACAAAGGAGAUAUUUUCAAUACUUGAAUCACACCAGAUUCUGCUAAAAGAAGCCGUGAUAAAGCUGCAGGAGAUACAAAAUAUUGAGCAAGGAAAACAAAGGAUUUCCCAAGAUAUUGCCUCCAAGAACUAUUCAAUGCAUGCCUUUGCAAGAAAAUUGAGAGAUGCCCACUAGAUUUUGGGCCAAACCCUAGAAGAUUAUGAAAGCUACAGGAAAGGAAAACGAACAAAAACAUCAAGUUCAACUGUAGAUGAUCUUGUGGGUCUUGGUGAUUUGAAAGUGUCUGAGAUUAUCAGUUAUGCCCAUUGAAUAAGCUACACAACAUUUGCAUCUCCAGAAUUUGCUUCUGGGCAAGCUCCGCUCAGGGGUGCAAUACCACCUGCUCCUCGGGAGGAACAAGUGAGAGCCUCCCUAUAAUAUCAAUUUGCAGACCUUAAUGUUGGAUAUUCCAAAAGAAACAAUCAUAAAGGCAUUGCCUGUUACAAUUUUGGAACCUUCUCCAGAGUUCAUGACUGACAAUCCUAAAUUACUAGAGGAUAUACCUGGUGUGCCUGUGCCAGCAAUGCCAUCUGGAUGGAGACCAGGGAUGCCCAUUGAACUGCCACCUAUGCCACCCGGAUGGAAGGCAGGGGAUCCAGUUCCAACACCACCUCCUGGUUGGAAGCCUGGAGAUGCUGUGGUUCUUCCAAAGCCACAAGAACAAAUGCAGGUGCCACCAAUGCCAAUUGCUCCUGCCAAGCCCAUUGUAGAAGCUAUUCAAGUGCCCUUUGUGCAACUUGAUAUCAAUCCUGAUAGCAGGGCAGAGCAGCUGAGUACAACAGUGAAUACUCGACUGAAGAUGGUAGUUCAAAGAAAGAGGAUGAGAACUAAGAGUAAGAAUUCCCUGUUUGAUUAAAAAAAUUCAUAUUUUCUCAGGAAAAUUUGAGGUUGUUUUACAUACUUCAUACGCAAUUUAUGUUGAUUUUCUCUUGACAUUUCAGAAAAGCGAUGAUGGUCAAAGGCAGUGACAUCCAAAAAUUAGGUGUACAUUUUCUUGUAUCAUUAUCUUGCUCAAAUUUGUGAAAACUAGGCUAUAUUUAUAACAGUUUAGAGAAAAUAUU
Molecule: messenger RNA, 1360 nt
Organism: Cryptomeria japonica (Japanese cedar)
Lineage: Eukaryota; Viridiplantae; Streptophyta; Pinopsida; Cupressales; Cupressaceae
Product: mediator of RNA polymerase II transcription subunit 4
Exons: 2
Coding region: 697-1155 (152 amino acids)
Source: RefSeq, a predicted model, not a curated record